CAGGCCCCGGGGAGGCUCAGCGGGUCCUUUCCCCCCCGGCCGGCCGCUCUGCCCUCCCGGGGCCCCGCUCACCUGCUUGGCCCCCCGCGUGAACUCCUCGACGCUGAACUCCUGAUCGAAGUAGAGGCGGAUGAGCAGGUCCCUUCCAACCCCGAAAAUUCCGUGAUUCUGUGACCCGCGGGCCCCCAUCCCUUGCUCAGAGAGAGAAGCCGGGAACGCUCCUGCGCGGGCUCUGCUUUCCGGGGGAAGCGGCGGGACGGACCCGGGUCACCGGCGGUCAUGGAGCGGCGGGAGCGGGAGGCGCUGGAGCUGGAGCGGCGGGAGCAGCCGGCCGUGGAGCGGCGGGAGCAGCCGGCGGUGGCGGUGGAGCGGCUGGACGGGGUGACGCGGGAGCGGUUCCUGCGGGACAUCUACCCGCGGAGAAAGCCAGUAGUUCUGACAGGAAUGGAACUGGGCCCUUGCACAACCAAAUGGACAGUAGAUUACUUGAGCCAAGCUGAAGGAUCUAAAGAAGUAAAGAUUCAUGUUUCCACAGUGCCACAGAUGGAUUUCCUCAGUAAGAACUUUGUGUAUAGAACUCUGCCUUUUGAUGUAUUUGUACGAAGAGCAGCUGAAGUCAACCACCAGGAGUACUUUCUUUCUGAGGAUGAAAAGUACUAUUUGCGAUCAGUGGGUGAAGAUGCUAGGAAGGACAUUGCAGAUAUCAGGAAGCAGUUUCCUGUUUUGGCAAAAGAUGUUCAAAUUCCAGAGUAUUUUGAGAAGGAACAGUUCUUCUCUAGUGUCUUCCGCAUCAGCUCAGCUGGAUUACAGUUAUGGACACAUUAUGAUGUAAUGGAUAACUUCUUAAUCCAAGUCACAGGGAAAAAACGAGUUGUUUUGUACAGUCCUCGAGAUGCACCAUAUUUAUAUUUAUCAGGUACUAAAUCAGAGGUACUGGAUGUGGAUAACCCAGACAUGGAGAAAUAUCCCCUUUUUGUGAAAGCCAAGCGCUAUCAAUGUCUUCUGGAAGCUGGAGAUGUGUUAUUUAUUCCAGCUUUGUGGUUCCACAAUGUAAUUUCUGAGGAAUUUGGAGUGGCACUGAAUGUCUUUUGGAAACACCUUCCUGCUGAAUCCUAUGAUAAGACAGACACUUAUGGAAAUAAAGAUCCCAUGGCAGCCUCUAGAGCUAUACAGAUCUUGGACAGGGCCUUGAAAACACUUGAAGAACUACCUGAGGAAUACAGGGAUUUUUAUGCUCGGAGAAUGGUGUUACGCAUCCAAGAAAAAGCCUAUAGGAAUGAUUAUGGAUAAAAUAACACAUUGUAAUUCAGCAAGCUUCUGUGCAAGUAGAAAAUUGUAUGUCAAUGUGGAAACUGUCCAUGUGUACAUACAUUUUGAGACCAAUAAAAACUGUUGGUAAAUAUUCAUCUAUAACGAAGUUGAUCUUGUAGCUUUUUUUUCUUGUUUUUAUCAUGUGUAGUGAGUACAGAGUUUGCUUGAUCUGGCGAUGGUCUCUUUUCUACAGUGAUAUACACAUUUGCAGUGCCUGCAUUUAUGACUGUACUGGUUUGGAAUGUUCUACUUAAAUUUUUCUGAACAGAAGUCCUGGUGUCUGGGCUGACAGUGUGUAUGCUUACAACUAACUGCACGUCUUCUUGAGUCUGACCUCAUGAAAGUUUAGGAAAGCCACAGUGGUUUCUGAGGAAGUCUAGGAAAGCCAUUGUUGGUGGCUGUAAUGGUCAAGGUUUCUUUUUGAGUAAUAACCUGAGAAUAAGUGUGGGGAGUUUCUUCUCCCCCUUGUAGUGAGACUGAGAGCGGGUAUGAGGAAAAAGCGCAAAAGCUAAUCAUGCCAGUUAAGCUUAGAAUUGUGCAACAGCUUGACUGCAAGGCAAAUGAUUUACCCUUUUCCUACCUGCAUAAUGUAUUGUGGAGAAAACCUUGUUGGUCACUGCCCCAGUGCAGUCAGGCAGCAUUGCUGUUUCUGUAGCUGUGAAACACUUGCAACUAAUGUGCCCAUAAAUCCAUUCAGCUACAGUCCUAGAAUCUGCAGUGAAGUUCAUAGUUCUGAAGUAGACAUAGAAUCUACUGGGAGCUGUACUUGGGGUGCUCUUUGUUACCAUAUGAGAGGGGGUUUGCAUUGCACCUUUGGGGAUGGAGCCUGUUGUUCAGGCAUUGUAGGUUACUUUUUCAGAUUGCAGUGCUUACAAAAGCCUUGUGAAAUAAAGGUGGGGAUCUCACAAAAAGGAUAGGCUUGUCAUUGUCUCUUUGAAAUCCCUCUGAUGUUAUUACUUGUGCCAUUUGGGCAAUGCAGCAUUUUGUGACUAAGGUCAGUCUGUAAUUUCUAACAAUGUUUUUUGAGAACUGUGACUUGUCAAAAGCUCUUAGACUAAAUAGAUAUGUAGUGUUAAUAAAGUGCUGGAAAAAAAAAGCUUUCUCCAGAAGA
Molecule: messenger RNA, 2422 nt
Organism: Pipra filicauda (Wire-tailed manakin)
Lineage: Eukaryota; Metazoa; Chordata; Aves; Passeriformes; Pipridae
Gene: TYW5
Product: tRNA-yW synthesizing protein 5
Exons: 9
Coding region: 280-1290 (336 amino acids)
Biological process (GO): wybutosine biosynthetic process
Molecular function (GO): tRNA binding; 2-oxoglutarate-dependent dioxygenase activity
Source: RefSeq, a predicted model, not a curated record